This is a messenger RNA of Dracunculus medinensis (Guinea worm), 258 nucleotides long. The record is from the annotation of a GenBank genome assembly. Lineage: Eukaryota; Metazoa; Nematoda; Chromadorea; Rhabditida; Dracunculidae.
AUGGGUGAAUUAGCGAUUGCAUUCAUGCCAAACAUGCUCAUCACAUUUAUCAACCUUCUUUAUUUCAUCGAUUAUAGUGAAGGUGGUGGGGUGAACAUUGUAGCGUGCUCAACCGGAGGUGCAACCCCUCGUCCUACAAUUCCACCUGAAUAUUGCCAAGACUCAGAUCCCGCAUGUCCUAUUUUGUUUCCAUUGACAGCGGCUGAGAUAGAGCAAAACCUCAAUGUGUUAGUGUUCUCACAAAUUUUCUGUUUUUAA